AUGGAGCCGGUAGUAAAUGUUCCUGAAAACACUGAUCGAUCACCUACUUCCGUUCCAUCCGAUGUAUCAGAUGAUAAUGACAGUGUUAAUAUAAGAAUGAAGAUUAAAUUGUUUCUUUGUAUCCACUGGCGUGGAUUGUUAUGUUUUCUGGUGCCUUUGCUUUUGAUACCAGUUCACUUCACAUUUCCCACAGAAAAAUAUCAGUGGUGCGCUUACACUUUAGUACUGAUGGCCUUAUUCUGGGUAACGGAAUGUAUUCCCUUGCCAGUUACCUCCAUUAUACCCAUUAUAAUAUUUCCUAUGAGUGGAGUUAUGAAUACAACGACGACUUGUAAAUGUUAUAUUAACGACACGAUUGUUAUGUUUUUGGGAAGCAUGUUUCUAGCCUAUGCUGUGGAGCAAUCCGGGCUACAUAAACGACUCGCGCUCUGUGCUGUAAGAACAAUUGGAUACUCACAUUAUAAAUUACUCUUCGCCAUGUCAUUCAUCACGAUGUUCAUAUCGAUGUGGAUCACAAACACAGCGGCGGCCACCAUGAUGGUUCCUAUUAACUUCGCUCUACUCCAAGUAUUUGAGGAACAAAACAUUCUUAAAAUUUAUGACAUUGGUCCAGAUGGAGAAAACAUAGCAUCUGAUAUAACAACUUGUUACUUUUGUGCUUCCACAUUCUCUGCUACUAUUGGUGGAAUUGGCACAUUGGUUGGUACAGCAACCAAUUUAGUAUUUAAAGGAUUAUUCAAUAAGAGGUAUCCAGAUGCACCUGAGUAUUUAUCUUUCCCCAAAUUUUCUGCAUUUGCAAUUCCGUUGAUGUUACUAUUAGAAAUAUUAAUGUAUUUAAAUAUGGUGAUUAUUUACUUUGGUUUUUUAAGGCCAAACAGUGCUGCGUAUAAGAGUUCAAAAAUUACACCUGAUGGCGUAGAAUCUGCCAAAAACUCGGUUGAAAAUGAAUGGAGGAAAUUAGGACGUAUCACUUUUUGGGAAAUAAUGGUCAUUAUUUUAUUUAGUCUUGCAAUUUUACUGUUCUUCAGUCGUUCACCAGAAAUAUUUCUUGGCUGGGGAGACAAGAUUGUUCAAAUUUUUGACUUAGCGGACCGUAAAUUUGUGUUGGAUUCAGCUGCAGCCGCAAUGGUAUGUUUCCUAAUGCUCAUUAUACCAUCCACGACACAAUUCAUGGAAUAUUUUAAAUCAAAAGAAACUAUGAAUCAGCCAACGGGGCCCAUACCAUCUGUUCUUAAUUGGAAAUUAAUGGAUAAAACAAUGCCUUAUAGUUUUAUGUUUCUCUUAGGAGGAGGUUUCGCCCUUUCUGAAGCUGCAAAAAAAGAAUAUUCGGAUUUAAAUGGAAAAAUUGGACAUAUUUUAAAAAACUUAAGCUAUUUACCAAAUUUUCUUAUAAUUCUUUUAAUAAUAAUAUUUACAACGUUUAUAACGAACUUCGCCUCCAACGUCGCAGUGUGCAAUGUUAUAACACCGAUAGCCAUGCAACUGGCCCAAGAAAUUGGCGUGAAUCCACUUUGGUACAAUAUCGCGGUUGGAUUCACUUCUUCGUUUUGUUUUAUUCUCCCUGUGGGCACGCCAGGAAAUCUUGUGGUACAAAGCGCUGCCAACAUACCUACUUUAAAAAUGAUCAAAGCUGGCCUUGCACCAUCGCUGGCAACAAUAAUUGUGACUUGGAUUUUAAUCUGCUUUUGGGCACCGAUAAUCUGGCCCGAUUUACACAUUUUGCCUUCGUGGUUGUAA
Papilio machaon (common yellow swallowtail) is the source of this 1737-nucleotide messenger RNA. RefSeq names its product protein I'm not dead yet-like. Bases 1 to 1737 code for a protein of 578 amino acids. Gene Ontology annotation, molecular function: citrate transmembrane transporter activity; succinate transmembrane transporter activity. The record is from RefSeq and is a predicted model, not a curated record. The transcript has 15 exons. Gene Ontology annotation, cellular component: membrane. Gene Ontology annotation, biological process: monoatomic anion transmembrane transport; citrate transport. NCBI's taxonomy places the organism in Eukaryota, Metazoa, Arthropoda, Insecta, Lepidoptera, Papilionidae.